This is a messenger RNA of Trematosphaeria pertusa, 2544 nucleotides long. RefSeq lists its product as uncharacterized. The coding region runs from base 323 to 2143 and encodes 606 amino acids. The record is from RefSeq and is a predicted model, not a curated record. The transcript is spliced from 4 exons. Lineage: Eukaryota; Fungi; Ascomycota; Dothideomycetes; Pleosporales; Trematosphaeriaceae.
CCCCCACCAACUCGCAUUGCGGCGACUCGUCGUCUGUGAGUAGCUGACAUGUCUCUGAAGACGCCUUCAUUCCGGCUUCGUCCUCCUAAUCGCCAGUCUCGGCCAGAGGACGACCUUGACAGCCCUAGGCACGUGAAGACGCGUUGUCACGCCGGAACUCACCCCCCGUGGGCGCUUUCUUCGUCUUCGUCUUCGCCUGUUUGUGUUUUUGUUUUCACUCGGGCAACAGCAACUGCGGCAAGAUAACAGCUUGGCUGCCGUCGGGCCACUUGAUCUCAACCCACUAACCUCCGCUACUAACACCAACCUGUCCACCAGCACCAUGGCGAAGAAGCGCAGAACUUCGACGUCCCCGACUCGCUCGGGUGCCCGCCAGAAGCGCAAACGGACCCGGUCGGCCUCCGAAAGCACUCUAAACUCUGGAGCGAAUACUCUUCCGACUAGUAACGACUGGGUAUUCCGCCUAAAGGUCCUAUCCUCCUCACAUGUCGACGACGAUCUCCUCGAUCAAGCGGUCAGAGGUCUCGUUCAGAUAUGCUUUCCAGAUGGAUUCCUCGAAGAGCUCGGAGUCGAUGUCGUCGAGGCUCACAUGCGCGAGGAAGGUGCCGCGCAAAACAACAUCGACCGAAUGAAGCCUGUCUUCCACGAUGCAAUGACACGCCAAAUGGCUUGGCUACUUGCGAAAUAUCUGGACACACCCGAAAAGCUUGAAGAAGCCGUCUCAGCCCUUGCCACUGCAAGUCAGCAGCUUCACGGUGAUAAGCUGGGAGCUGAGACCGGGGAGGGCGAGCACAAUGUCGCGUCCGACGCUAGCGGUGAGCCUUCAGAGCCCGAGCUCGAAACCCCUCCAAAGAAAUUGAACAAGAAGAGCAAGGCGUCGGACCAACGACGGAAGCCUGAAAAGAAGAGGCUGGAGUCGAACGAGGAUGUCAUCAUGGACGAUUCAGAACCCGAGGCGGAAAUCCAGCCUCACUGCGACCUAGCACCGCCGGAAACCAACCGAAGCAAGGAGAAAAAGGUUUCGACAUCCUGGCGCUGGGACAUCAAUCCUGCGGCUCUCCCAGCAGACAAUAUUUCCAACCUCUUCAAGAAAACCAGCGACCUCUUCGCCUACCAUGCACUGCCUGUUGUCAAGCACGAGCUCGGGCCGGGAACCGAGAGAAAGGCGAUCAGGAAAAGAAUUGAGGCUAUUCUGACCGACAUGCCGGAGACCCAAUAUGAGAAAUGGGUUGAAAGUCUUCAGCAGCUACACAACGGUGAUAUGUCAAUGUUAGAUCGGGUGUCACCGGACAACAUCUCAGUCCAAGGCGACAUCACGCGAGCUACGCCUGCACCCACCACUGUACAGCAUAGGCGCGGCAACCGUCUCCAGGUGUACAACGAACGCGCUUCUCGAGAGCAGCAGAACGCUAGCAGACCUGUUGUGGAGCAGACGCCAACCCAUGGACUCCCCGUGGUUGGCCGUGAUCUCCCCAGUAUCAAGCGAGAGAAGGAAGCUGACGUUGUUGAAGCGCCCGGAGCCUCGACUGGCGGAGCGCACCACGAACUCAACGAUGUCAACGCGACCCUAUCCGCCUUCAGGCAUCUAUCCACCGAAGAACCUCGCUCACGGGAAACAUCUCAACCUCACGAGACACCCGUGAUCGAUCUCCUCUGGGGAACUUCUCGCUUUAGACACGACGACCGGGAGCGCGUAGUGCACACAAUUAUGACUAAUCUUGACAAGCGCGUAUCAGCAGAUUACAUUGGAGUUCAGCAAUUCGACAAAGAGACUCGCGCGCGUAAUAAAUGGCACCUGCGCUCCGCGCUGGGAUCCUGGGGAAAGAGCCUCGAGUUCGAGCAUUCUGAUGUCAGGGCACGUAUGGAGGAUAAGCUUAGCUUUUGGGUGAUAGCAAAUCCAUUCGCUUUCCCCGAGCUUAAAGCAGAGCCCCUCUUCUUCACAUACCCGAUGCCUGCCGACACAGUCCUUCUGGACAUAGUAGAUCCUCUCGGAGUAUCCCGUCCGCCGAUGAAGGAUAGGCGGCGAAUUAAGGCAGUCAUCCUAAAUGUGUUUCGGUAUCGUAUUUCUUCAGACGUACGUUUACCAAGCCCAUCCCUCCCCUUUUUUUUCCACCAACUAAUCUCGCAUAGGACCUCGAGAUAGCCCGUGUGCGUUACGAACUCGAGUAUAUCCUGGCGCGUCCUAAUGCCGAUGGCGUGCAAAAGCGGGGCCUGUUGGAGAGGAUGUUGCGGCGUGCUGCGUUUGCGCGUAGGGACAAGUUCCCUGAGUUGAUGGGCUCUGUCCUGGUUAGGGCUUGGGAGCGUGUAACUGGGCUGCGGUGGUGAAAUGGUGUGAUUUCUCGGCUAUCUCCUGGCAGACGUACCUUAAUGCUCGUCGGCAACUCGCUACCUUCGACGGGUUGUUACGUGGUCCGACUCGCCCUCUGGACUCCUUAGUGGAAAUUGCGGAUAGCCAAAACGACGUCAUACGAUGCAUAGGUCAGGUUGGCUUUCGGUUUAGUAUUGAGAGUACUUUAGCAUACCGGGCCUGCUCGUGGAAUAAAA